UCCCUACCGUGAUCUGUCUCGUUAUUACUCUCAGCGUCCUCCGUAAUUCAACGAGUCUCAGGCUUCUUGAGAGUUCAGAGAGGGAACGCGGCCGUCCACUAGGUUUGACAACGGAGUGUCUUGAGAUUGACGGGGUGUCUUGGAAAUCACGGCGGCAAACGGAUCGGCUCCUCCGCAGCGACGGAGUGAACGGGUCUCAAGAUCUCUCCCCGUAGCUCUGCCCCCGUAGCUCUGCCCCCGUAGCUCUGCCCCCAGUAACUCUGCCCCAAAGCCACCACCAGCAGCAGGAUCGCGAGCAACAGCAAUUGCAGCAGCAGCAGCAGAAGCAGCAGCAGCAGCAGAAGCAGCAGCAGUAGCAGCAGCAGCAGCAGCAGUAGCAGCAGCAGCAGCAGAAGCAGCAGCAGUAGCAGCAGCAGCAGCAGAAGCAGCAGCAGUAGCAGCUACACCACCACCAUCAACAUCAGGCUAUCAGGUAUCACAACAUUCCGCAUUCCGGAUUCCACCAUCACCCAUCCUCUCACCUUCCCCCCGCACAUCGACACACACCCAUCCCCUCUCCAAGGGCAGCAGCACCCCAAUGGCGGGCAACACGCCGGAGCAGCAGGCGGCCUUCUCAUCCUUCGACUUCGCGACCAGCGCGGCAUGGCGCGACUACUACAACAACCUCACCAUCCCGCCCGACAGAGCCAACGACCCCGCCGUCCUCAGCCGUUACAAGCAGAAGUUCUUCCGCCAGUUUGUGGAUCCUGCGUUUCAGAUCGAUCCCUUGCAACCAAACCCUCCCCCCUCCUCCACCAUCCCCCCCACCUCCUCCUCCUACGCCGCCCCUUCCUCUGCUUCCACCGCCCCUCGCCCCUCCGCCUCGGCCCGAGCCUCGGCAGCAGGCUCGGGAGCGGCAGGCACAGGCGCCAGAGCCACUCCUGGUACCGGCGGUGCUGGAAGCAGGGGGGGCAGCACUGGCACGGGUGGUAGCACCACUGGCAGCAGCACGCGCAUGAGCCUGCCCACAUACACCUUCGUGGCGCAUGCGUGGGUGAUCGUCAUGGCCCUCAUCGCCCUCUUCCCCUUCUGCCCGCGCGCCCUGCUCAUCCGCGCCUUCCGCUUCGCCCUCUUCGGGGGCCUCCUCGCCUCCGCCCUCUCCAUCCUCCAGCAGCACGGCCGCCCCGCCGCGCUCUCCCUGGACGCCCUUAAAGCCUGGCUGCAGACGCUCUUAACCGGCCCCCACCUGCUCAACCUCAUGCACUGCUCCGUCUUCCUGCCCUCCCCCUACCCCAUAGCCCUCGCGCUUCUCCCCCUCGCCGCCCGCUCCGUCCUCCCGCUCGCCGCCCACCUACGGCAGCAUUUCAGCCAGGCAGCCCUCUACCGGACCUACCUGGCUAAACCGUGUGACUGGCUGGCGGCUAAUAGGCAGCAGGUGGAGCUGUUUACAGCGAAUACAGAGGUCAUGCUGGGGCCGCUACUCGCGUUCUACCUGCUCACCCCCCAGCGGAGCUUCUUCCAGGUGUUUCUGUACUGGCAGCUGCUCAAGAUGCGCUUCCACGCGCCCGCGUCCGCGUGGUACCACAGGCAGAUCUGGGGCCACCUGGAGACCACUGUCAUGCCGCCCGUGCAGCGGUAUGUGCCCUUCCUGCUCACGCCCAUUGGCUAUGUGAAGGGGUGGUUCAACUCCAUGGGUCGGGCUUGAGGCUAGGUGCAGGGAGCAUGGAGGGGAAAGAGGAGAGGAGGGGAGGAGAGGAGGGGAGGAGGGGCACCUGGAGACCACUGUGCGGCCGCAUUUGCAGCAGCACGUGCCCUUCCUACUCAUGCCCAUUGGGAAGGGAUGGUUCAACUCCAUGGGCCGGGCUUGAGGCUAGGUGCAGGGAGCAUGGAGGGGAAGAGGUGCAGGGAUAGAGGGUCGGGGAGGAGAGGAGGGGAGAUGGGGUAACUGAGAGCGUCCACGGAGCUGCCGCAUGUGCAGCGGUGCUUCUCACUCACGCCUGUUGUAUUUGUCAGGGCUGAUUUGACUUGACUCCCUGGGAGGGGCGUGAGGCAAGGCAGUGCUUUUGAUUUCCCUGGGGUAUGAGGUGAUGGGCUUGCUUGACAGUGGCAGUGUUUGUAUGGGUGAGGGGCGGUGCACCGGUGUUGGCUGGCUGGGAUGUGCCUUGUUCAUUUUCUGGAAAGUUUGAUGCAGUGUUAGUGUGCUAGAACUUGUGCAUGGAUGUGGUGGGUUGCUGUUCCACCCUUAGCCUGGUCCUGAACGUGGGCUUCUUUCCAGGCUCCCCUGCUGCUGCUCAUGGCAUGAAAUCCAUCCACACUGCACGCAUCUCAGUCAUCGCU
Molecule: messenger RNA, 2316 nt
Organism: Closterium sp. NIES-67
Lineage: Eukaryota; Viridiplantae; Streptophyta; Zygnematophyceae; Desmidiales; Closteriaceae
Source: the annotation of a GenBank genome assembly